AACCGUGAAAAGGCCUUGUAGUAGAUCGCACGAAACCGUGGCAGGAGAGGGAUGUCGACGAGGUGGUACGGCGGUGCGAUCAAAGAGAAGCCUGCCUUGUGGACGGGAGGAGUAUUUGAUUCAUAGUCCUGUAGGAAGGUAGUUUGGCAAGAAAAUGACAUCAUCGCAUUUCUCGGCACCCUGCAUCCGGAUCUGGUCGGAAUCGCGCCUGAGCCACUCACGCAACUUCGCAAGGCGUUAUACGAUUCGACACGCAUCUCUCGCAUCUCUCGCAACUCUCGCAAAGGCCGCGUGGCACAAUAACGAGGGCUUUGUUCUAUUACUGGGCCAGAUCAUUUCUUGUCUUUUUUGCGCAGCGCGGGAGGCUGCACUGCAGCUUUUAAUGGCCGAUCAUCCUAGUCGCAGAUCUUGUGGUGUCGUACCUGUGCAAGACUAUUAUAGUAACGCCUUUUGUGCUACUGUCUGUCUACUUGCGCAAAAUCAGUGUCAGUAAUCGCCAGUCGGGACCGAACUCCGGGUUCGGAUCUUGUCUGCUAUUUCCGACAGGAUGACCAAGCAUACGCGUUCCGGCAAGGACUUGUUACUACUACUUUGACGAUAUUAGCUAGAAGGCAUGAAG
This is a messenger RNA of Pseudovirgaria hyperparasitica, 619 nucleotides long. RefSeq lists its product as uncharacterized. The transcript has a single exon. Lineage: Eukaryota; Fungi; Ascomycota; Dothideomycetes; Acrospermales; Acrospermaceae. The record is from RefSeq and is a predicted model, not a curated record. Bases 155 to 493 code for a protein of 112 amino acids.